UUUUAUUUUUUAUUUUCCCUUUUAUANUUGGAUUGUUUGAGGAAAUUUGAGGAAAUAGCCCUUAACAAUGGUGGAAGAACGAGUUCUUGAUGACAGUAGCUGCAUAGCCCAACCUUUUGAAUUUAAGCUUGAAGAAGAUGAAGAAGACUUCAGGAGCUGUUGCGAGGACGAGGAUGAGUUGAAGGAGGAAGAAGAUGAAGAACUUAUUGAAGUUGGUUCAGAUGAUACUCUCGAUGAACAUUCGGUGAAACUAUAUUUCAAAGGCGUUUCUGCUGAUGGGCCCAGUGAUUCUUCUGGUUCGAAACUUUCUGGAAUUGGGGUUUUCAUGGAGAAAUCGGGCAACGAUUCCCCUAUUCGGGUGCAGAAGAAGCUCGAUUUCUAUGUGGAGGAAUUGAUUGCCGAAUACUUGGCUUUGCUCGAUGGUUUGUCUGUUGCUAUUCAGAAUAAUAUCUGGCGUGUCGUGGCCUUUACUGAUUCUCAAAUAUUAUAUGAUCAGAUAACCCUACACAAUGCCGUAGAUAGCCCUCUUCUCCUAGCUCUUAGAGAAAGGAUCACCGAACAAACCAGCCAUUUUGAAAAAUUCAUCCUAAAACUUAUCCCAAAACCCGAUCUGCAAAAAGCAUCCCAACUAGCCCGAAUUGCCAUUGGAAUAGUCUCCUCACCUCCCGAGGAAGGUGGGCCCACCACAACAGAGACUUGCUCCAUCUGCUGCCAGGAAAAGCUCCAGCCCAUGAUGCUUUCGAUUAAAUGCUCCCACAGGUUUUGUUCACACUGCAUGAAAACUCACGUCGAGAAAAAAUUAAAGACCGCCCAAAUCCCCAUCCAAUGCCCUCACCUAAACUGCAAGUACCGAGUCUCGAUCAACGAGUGCUCGUCUUUUCUGCCCGUGGUGAGUUUCGAGUCUUUGGAGAAGGCACUCGAGGAAGCAAACCUUUUGGGCUUGGAUAAAAUCUUUUGUCCUUAUACGAGCUGUUCGGGUUUGAUUGAUACAAAUGACUCGGAGAAUGGCUGCUCGGAGUGCACUGUAUGUGGGGGGCUCGUGUGUAUCGUCUGUGGGGUCCGCUGGCACUCUUCGAUGACUUGCGAGGAGUACCAAAGUUUGCCGGAAGAGGAGAGAGAGGAUUUUUCGGAGGAUUUAACGUUGCAUAGGCUGGCGAGUGAUAAGAGGUGGCGGCAGUGCCAACAGUGUCGGAGUUUGGUCAAGCUUACCCAUAGUUGCUACCAAAUGACUUGCGGUUGUGGGCACGAGUUCUGUUAUUCAUGUGGGGCUGGCUAUAGAAACGGGCAGCAAACGUGCGAAUGCGCAUUCUUGGGCACACAAGAACUACCCCCACUUUAUACUGCCCAAGAACUCGAACGGUGGGCAUGGGACUCGUUCGAGUCCUUCUUACCUAUAACAAUGGAUUCAUACUCGAACGAGGAGAGAUCACAGCUGGCACUCAUCCAACGGUUUUUGGCCGGAUUCUUCAGCCUUUCCGACCAUCAGCCUUACCAAUCACCGCCUCAUUGCACGGAUUCCUAUGCCGACGCCAUGAAGGAUGUGCGGUGCCAGCUGCCUUGGCUCGAGAGGUUCGUCUCAGUUAUAAGCGAUAAUUAUUAUGAAGAUUAUGUCCAGUGAGAAAUAAAGAAAAUGAAAAUAAAAAUAGAGUGGUGGUUAUUAUUAGAGGAGGGUAUAAGAGUAUCUCACUCUUCGUGGCUCCUUUUAGUAGAAAUCAGUCGGGCAAAGUUCUUGUUCGUUAGACUGUUCGAGCGUGAAUUUUAUGUUGUAUUAUGCGUGGAUUAGAUUUUUAUUUUUUUUUUCUUGGUUUGGAUGAGUAGAUUAAGGGGGAGAAGAGAUGGAAAAAUUAUGCGAUGAGAAAACUGAGCUAUUGAAUUUUUAUAAAAUACCCGAUUGUAUUGAAUGAACAAGUUUCGUUUUUUUUUUUCCUUGUAUUUUGCAUUUCUGG
This is a messenger RNA of Striga asiatica, 1946 nucleotides long. The record is from the annotation of a GenBank genome assembly. NCBI's taxonomy places the organism in Eukaryota, Viridiplantae, Streptophyta, Magnoliopsida, Lamiales, Orobanchaceae.